This is a messenger RNA of Lethenteron reissneri (Far Eastern brook lamprey), 6674 nucleotides long. Its product is annotated as A disintegrin and metalloproteinase with thrombospondin motifs 7-like. Gene Ontology annotation, cellular component: extracellular matrix. Gene Ontology annotation, biological process: proteolysis; extracellular matrix organization. Lineage: Eukaryota; Metazoa; Chordata; Hyperoartia; Petromyzontiformes; Petromyzontidae. Gene Ontology annotation, molecular function: metalloendopeptidase activity. The record is from RefSeq and is a predicted model, not a curated record.
GCACGCCUCCUCCCUCCUGCUAAAGCAGCACAACCAGCGCGUGUGUAAACUCGCACCAACUCAACUGUACUCCCCGCCAUGGGAAAGGACCACUGACAAACGCGGACCUCUUGCUUCCCUUCUUUGUGUCGUUAUUGGAUUUUUGUUUUCUUGCAGGCAGCUUUAACCCCCACCACCCACCAACCUCUCCGCCGUCCUUCCCUGCGUGAACCUCGUACAUGGGGCGAAGGGGCAGUCCCUGCCACGUUGGCCUGACGGUGUCAGGGGGUGUCCUGCAAGUUUCCGCUGCCGCCGCGUGCCAUGCAGGGGAGCUGGGGGUGCCACGAGCCCAAGGGGCACAGCUGUGUGCGCGCGCGGCCACCGCUGCUGCCACCGCUGCUGUUGCUGAUUUGCCUCCUCACGUGGUGCGCGGCGCUCGGAGAAUUUACAUUCCCAGACCAACGCCAAGAAAGUUUCUUAAGAAGUCUACAAGACUUCCAAGUGGUGUACCCCGCGCGAGUCGACGCUUCGUCGCGCUUCUUGUCGCACGACCUGCUUUACCACGAGCCCCUCCAUCAACCUGGUCGGUGGCAGGUGCCAGCGGACGCCCUGUUGCACUACGUAUUCGAGCACGAUGGCAGACAGCUACACUUGAACGUGACACUCAACAGUGGCCUGUUGUCGGCCGGGUACGUGCUGGAGCGACAGCAGGGUAAGACCCACCGAGAGGGCUCCAGAAACACGUGCCACCACACUGGAGACAUCCUGGAGGGAGCGGCUGUCCGAGGAGCUGUUGCUGUCAGCACAUGUAAUAGUUUGACUGGGGUUCUUUCUUUCUCCCAUGGAGAGCACUACUUUAUAGAACCAGUCCGUGGUGUCGUCAGAACAGAGGGAUCUCCACAACCACACGUAGUCUACAAGCAUGACCCGGCAAGUGGCCAUCACGUCAUCUCCAAACGUCAUGCCCUCGUGCACCCUUCACCUUCAGGCGCGGCGAUUCCUGGAAAUUCCACCUCAACAAAGGGAGCGUCGUGUGGCGUGACGGAUGCCCCAUGGCACGCGCAGAAUGUGGAAAGGCAGCGGGAGAGGUGGCAGCGGAGGCACGGGCCUCAUCGGAGAAUCGCCCCGAGGUCCACAAGCACGGAGCGCUGGGUGGAGACAUUGGUGGUGGUGGAUCCCAAGAUGGUGCAGUACCAUGGAAGGGACAACAUAGAAAAUUACAUCUUUUCCAUCAUAAACAUGGUGUCUGGAUUAUAUCACGAUGCGAGCAUUGGGAACCCAAUAAACAUUGUUCUAGUCCGACUUAUCAUUUUGGAAGAAGACCAAGAAGGUUUAAAGAUCGUGCACCAUGCUGACAAGACUCUGGCCAGCUUCUGUAAUUGGCAGAAGAGCCUCAACUCCAGGGAGGAAGAGUCCAACGCAACUCGGCACGACAUCGCAGUGCUUGUGACUCGAAAGGACCUGUGCGUUGGGAUGAAUCGGCCGUGCGAGACCCUGGGACUGUCCCACGUGUCGGGCAUGUGCCAGCCACACCGCAGCUGCAACAUCAACGAGGACACAGGUCUCCCUCUGGCCUUCACCGUGGCUCAUGAGAUGGGGCACAGCUUUGGAAUUCAGCACGACGGGCAGGGCAACGACUGCGAGCCGGUGGGCAAGCGGCCAUUUAUCAUGUCCCCGCAGUUACUGUACGACACCAGCCCCCUGACGUGGUCGCGCUGCAGCAAGGAGUACAUCACCCGUUUCCUUGACCGAGGCUGGGGAUUCUGCCUGGACGAUGGCCCAGCAAAGCCUCAUGACUUGUCCGUGCCAUCCCUGCCUCCCGGGAGCCUCUACGAUGUCAACCAGCAGUGCCGGCUGCAGUAUGGGCCGGACUCACGCUUCUGCGAUGGAGUGGACGACGUGUGUCGCACGCUGUGGUGCACCGUGGGAUCGACGUGUCACUCCAAGAUGGACGCUGCAGUCGAGGGGACCAAGUGUGGCGAGGAUAAGUGGUGCUUCCAUGGCGAGUGCGUGACCGUGGCUCAACGAUCGGGCUCCAUAAACGGCGACUGGGGAGCGUGGAGCUCGUGGUCGCACUGCACGCGCACAUGUGGCGUGGGCGUGCAGUCAGCUCUCCGCCAGUGCAACAACCCCACGCCUCGCUUCGGCGGACGGUACUGCGUCGGCGAGCGCAAGCGCUACCGGACGUGCAACGUGCAGCCCUGCUCCGCAGACGCCAUCUCAUUCCGGCAGAUGCAGUGCAGCGAAUUCAACACGGUGCCCUACCGCAGCGGGCUGCACGAGUGGGCGCCACUGUUUGGCACAGCAAACUCGUGUGAGCUGCACUGUCGACCUAUGGUGGGCUAUUUUUCUGAGAAGAUGCUGGAUGCCGUGAUUGAUGGAACCCCCUGCUAUGAAGGCAAUGCGAGCCGUGACGUUUGCAUCGAUGGCAUCUGCAAGAACGUAGGAUGUGACUACGAGAUCGACUCCAACGCCAUGGAGGACCGCUGUGGAGUCUGCCAGGGUAACGGUUCCUCCUGUGAGACUGUCAAGAUGACCUAUGAAGAGACGGAGGGGCUCGGCUACGUGGACGUGGGCCUCAUCCCCGAGGGGGCCCGGGACAUCCGAGUGGAGGAGGUAGCGGAGGCCAGCAACUUCCUGGCAUUGCGGAGCGAGGAUCCCGCGCGCUACUUCCUCAACGGGGACUGGGUCAUCCAGUGGAAUGGAGACUACAAGGCAGCGGGCACCACCUUCACGUACGCACGCAGCGGCAACCUCGAAAACCUCACCGCGCCGGGCCCCACCAUGGAGCCCGUCUGGAUACAGCUGCUUUUCCAGGAGAAGAAUCCAGGCAUUCGCUACGAGUACACCAUCAGGAAAGACACCGACUCCGACAACGAGAUUGAUCCUCCUGAGCUCUUCUGGCACUACAUGCCGUGGUCUAAGUGCACAGUGACGUGUGGAGCAGGUGUGCAGCGGCAGACAGUGAGCUGCCUAGAGAGGACGGCUGGCAUCGUGGAGGAGAAAUUCUGCAAUUCCACAACACGACCGGACGAUCGCCAACGUGCGUGCAACGAGCAGGAGUGCCCCUCCCGGUGGUGGGCAGGAGACUGGCAGAAGUGCUCUGCCACGUGUGGACGUAAUGGUACGGCGCAUCGCACAGUCCUGUGCUUGCGCAGCAUCGGGCCGGAUGCACAGAAGGCUCUGACCAACUCCGAGUGCCAACAUCUGCCCAAGCCCAAGCUGCAGAGCCCCUGCAACCAGCACGUGCCGUGUCCCUCGCGAUGGGUGGUCGGCAACUGGACUGAGUGCUCGGUGACGUGCGUUGGCGGAGGGGGGAAGAGGACGCGCUCGGUGGAGUGCGGUGACGAUGCUGGCGCCACCUGUGACCGUGACACGAGACCGUCCUCCGAGAGUGCCUGUAGCACGUCGGCAGCCUGCCCUAUUGGCGGAAAGGAGGCAAACUCUGGCGGUCCCCUGAAAAAGCAAAACAGCAGCUUCCCGGGGAAGCAAUUUGACGGCCUCGCUAAUCGCGGAUUGGAGGGCGACCAGCUGCCCAUUGCGCAUGUGACUGUGCCUUCCUUUGUUGCGCCCCAAGUCUUUCCAUCUAAUAAUGUGUCAUCAGGUAAUGAUGACUAUUAUGUGCAGCCCACUACACAAUCCAUAGAAAAUAGUGUCCCAAACAGCCAAGCCACACAUCCCACAGUGGGCAGUUUGUAUGAUGACUAUAAUUUUAUUGGUUUCCAGGAAGACCUCCUCUAUGAUGCUGAUACUAAUGACCCGAUAAUCAAUGGCAGCAAAUUACCUCUUGUCUAUGACGAUGAGUUACUCAGGUCAUCCAACAAACCACUGGGGGAGGAGACCACAACUACUUCAGCUACGUUUGCACAUUCACCAGCCCAUGUGGGACAAAAAUGGCUGUCUUCAGAAUCUAACGAAUUAAACCCGACUGGCAAUCCAAGCACGGUCACAGGAGGGUUAGUAGUAAAUGUUGAAAAACUCCACAAUAUUUCAUCAUCUUCCAAAAGUCAAAACAAGCUGACAAGGAAUAAGAGUGGCCACAAGAAGAAGAAAACUCCCCUCGGGGCAUCUGUGGCUCCCAGUGCAAAGACCGCAACGUCGACCUCACUGGACACUUCGCUGCCACCCAACGGCAGUCGCUUUUUCCAUCCGACUUCUUCUUUCCCAACUCGGCCUCACAUUGAAAGCACUGUGUCAGCAGCAAAGAACAUGGUCCACCCUACUCAAGAUCGAGAUCCCCGCUGGGUGGUCGGCAACUGGAGUGAGUGCUCAGUCACGUGCGGCCUGGGGUCCAUGUGGCGCCGGGUGGAGUGCAACGCAGGGGAACCGUCGCUGUGCACGGCUACAAAGAGGCCCACCCCAGCCCGGCGCUGUCACGUACAGCCCUGCGCCACCUGGAUCGUCGGCGAGUGGACCAAGUGCUUGGAGGGCUGCGGAGGAGAGCGGCGGACGCGCGAGGUGCUCUGCGUGGACAAGCGGGACGGGCGACCCUUGCGACCUUUCCACUGCCAGUCCCUGCUGUCCCAACCGCCCGACUCCAUGUCCUGCAACACCCCGCCGUGCCUUGCCUGGGACGCUGGACAAUGGAGUCCCUGCUCACGUGCGUGUGGGGGAGGGACGCAGCGGCGCCCCGUUCUUUGCCCCAAGCCGGGACGAUGCUACAAGAAAAUGAAACCUGACAGCAGCCGCGCUUGCAACCCGCAGGCCUGCGCCGAGUGGCUGAGCGGACCCUGGGGCGAGUGUUCGGCAGCCUGUGGGGGAGGCGUUCAGAGGCGGCUCGUGAAAUGCGUAAAUGCCACAACGCGCAGAGCAGAGGACAACACGACCCUGUGUGAGCACGUGCCACGGCCGGACAAUGCUCAGAAAUGCAAUAUCAAUGAGUGUGAGACUCAUGACCCAAAGCACACGUGCGAGAAGGAUCGAAUGUCGUUUACAUUCUGCCGGCGUCUCAAGCUGCUGGGCCGAUGUCAAGUGGCAACCGUGAGGCUCCAGUGCUGCCUCACGUGUCACCGAGACGUUCAACGCAGCCGCCCGAGGGGCAACGAACACGUCUCCAAAUAACGACCAAGGCAGCGUCUGUCAAAACCUGUGCUCUCCAUUUUAGUUUCCUCCAGUCCGGCAAGACUGCUUAAGAGUCACGUUAACACCACCGUUCGUUCCCUUGGCCCUGUCGAAACGGCUGUGGAUAAGCGAUGAAUAACUAAAGAACGCCGACAGCAGUUAAGGGUAAAAUUAGUCCGUUCAUGUUCUGUAUGCUGGUUAAAAAAAAUGUUCAAAGUGGUGCCCGUGCUCUGCUACGUGUGUACGUAUGUUGAACUUCUUUUGCACCGUAAUGUGCCAACCGUGGUAAUCGGAGGUGCUACAAGCAUGGAGUGUCUCAUAUGCAAUUUAGAAAAUAUUUGACAAAUAGGACAAGCCAUUGAGGGCAGUUGUAGCCAUGUUCUUGGACCAUGUGAUUUAGUAAUCUUUUGUCCUUCAUGUACUAUAUGCUAUCCAGAGGUCCUUAAUGACUGUAAUACAUUUCAAGUACUUGGAAAUGUUUGUACGUCACAUUAUUAAUAUGUUUAUAUCGAUUUUGACUGUAACCACUACAAUUCAAGAUGAAAUGUACUCACAUAUUCAAAGAGCUUACGUGCACUCAAAUGUUUGGUUCCAGGUUGUUGUUUUGUUUCAAUGGUACCGAAUGAAUAAACACGUGGUGCUAUGAAAAUGAAUUGGUGUAAAAUCCCUGUGGUUCAAAGGGUAAUAACCAUGUCAAGUGGUGCUGAUAGUGUACUGUAUAUCCACAUGCAUGCUUGUAGCUGAGUAAUGUAUGGCUUUGUUAUUUGAUUGUGUACACCCUUUAAACAACUGAAGUUUAUACCGGAUACAUAGUGCUUAUUUCUUUGUAGCUGUAAAUUAUUUCCACACUUGUGCUAAAGUAGGUUUCAUACCGAUUUUUUUUUUCAAGUUUAAAUUGCCUCUCACUGCAUGUCUACUCAGGAGGCAGGUGCCACCUCAACUAGGUUCAUCCUCGGGCUCCAAAUUAAUGCAUUGGAUAAAAUAUAAAUAAAAAAUUAUGAUUUGAAGCUUUCGUGACUGCAGGAAUCCAUACUCUUUGGUUCUUUCGGUAAAGUCCCGUAGUUAGAGUUCUUCAGCAGUUGCUGAAUAACUCUUCAGCAGUUGUUUCUUGCUGUCGUCCCACCUGAUGACGAUUGCUUGUGUUGCGAUCGAAACGUCGUGAUUUGUUUUAUUUUAUUUCUAACUACGUGACUUUACCGAAGUAACCAAAGAGUAUACAUUUAAAUUCUUGUGGGUUUUCAGAUUACUUUUAUUAAUUGUUGCAACAUCGUUAUUGUUACCUAUCACCUACCACUGCUAUGUGGAAAAUGAAAAUCUUCAAUUUGGUAAACAAUUACAAAAUAAUGAUUCCAUGAUACAAUUGAAAUUGUGAGGUAUAUUACUGAAUCCAGACUGACAGGAAGUGCAAGAGAUUAAAACAAGUAUAGUCUUCAGUUUUAUAUUACUGUAACAUAGUUUAUAUAUGUAGACUUGACGUUCAUGGUCACUGAUUUUAAUCGGUAAUGAUUUGUGCCUUGCAUUUCCUUGCGGUGCUCUGAUUUGGACUUCGUAUGGAUUUCUUUUCAAAAAGUGUCAUCUUUUCACUGAAUGUUGGUAAAAACAAUAUUUAAUAAAGAAAAUCAAAGACCCUCCAA